This is a messenger RNA of Fukomys damarensis (Damara mole-rat), 2225 nucleotides long. RefSeq names its product ankyrin repeat and sterile alpha motif domain containing 3 (gene Anks3). Lineage: Eukaryota; Metazoa; Chordata; Mammalia; Rodentia; Bathyergidae. The transcript is spliced from 17 exons. Gene Ontology annotation, molecular function: protein binding. Gene Ontology annotation, cellular component: cilium. Bases 188 to 2164 code for a protein of 658 amino acids. The record is from RefSeq and is a predicted model, not a curated record.
GAUUCUACUAAGAAUUCAAUGAGUUGGCCUUCGGUCAGGUGUAAGCCCCAGAAAAAAGCACUCAUAAUCACAGACUUAUCAUCCUGGUGUGUCUUUACAGGUGUCACAUCUUGAGGACCUUCUCUACCCAUUGGUUUACCAGCCUGUCACAUUUCCCCUCUUUUUCACUUUCAGAGGAUGCAUAGCCAUGUCUGAGCUCAGCGAUGAAGCCAGUGAGCCGGAGCUCCUGAACUGCAGUUUGUCCAUGUGGCACGGGCUGGGGACGCAGGUCAGCCGGGAGGAGCUGGAUGUACCCCUGGAUCUUCACACAGCGGCUUCCAUUGGCCAGUAUGAGGUGGUGAAGGAAUGUGUGCAGCGGAGAGAGUUAGAUUUGAAUAAGAAGAACGGUGGUGGCUGGACCCCGCUGAUGUAUGCCUCCUACAUUGGACACGAUACCAUCGUUCACCUGCUGCUCGAGGCAGGGGUGAGUGUGAAUGUGCCGACCCCGGAAGGGCAGACUCCACUGAUGCUGGCCUCCAGCUGUGGCAACGAGAGCAUCGCCUACUUUCUCCUCCAGCAAGGUGCGGAGCUGGAGAUGAAAGACAUUCAAGGCUGGACUGCGCUGUUCCACUGCACCAGUGCUGGGCACCAGCAGAUGGUCAGAUUCCUCCUGGACAGUGGGGCGAACGCCAACGUGAGGGAGCCUAUAUAUGGGUUUACACCGCUGAUGGAAGCUGCCGCUGCUGGCCAUGAGAUAAUCGUGCAGUAUUUUCUGAAUCAUGGAGUCAAAGUAGACACGAGAGACCACAGUGGAGCUACAGCCAGGAUGCUGGCUAAGCAGUACGGACACAUGAAGAUUGUGGCGCUGAUAGACACACACUCACCUGCUCUGCCCAGGAACCUCUACCGGAACCCAGAAAAAUACGAAGAUCUGAGCUCUUCAGAUGAGUCCUACCCUGCUGCUCAGAGGCAGAGGCCUUGUCGGAAGAAGGGCCUCAGCAUCCAUGAGGGACCACGAGCCUUGGCCAGGAUCACAGCCAUCGGUCUGGGCGGCCAGACGCCGCAGCCUCGCUGUGAACAGGUGCCUCCUCAGGAUUACGUGACCUUCACCAGCAGUGAUGAGAACCCCCUGGAAGGCGAGGGCCUCUGCUACCGGGAUGUCACCUCCCCCAUCAAUGAACAAGAUGUGGAGAGCAGCAGCAGCAGCAGCUGGGAGGAGCCUGCUUUCUGUGCCAGCUUUGGGGCCAUGCGGAGCAGCAGCAGCGAGGGCCUGGCAAAGGCCCAGGGGCUCAGCAGCGAAGCCUCCUUGGAGAGCAAUGAGGACUCAGAUCAGGCCCACAAAAGCUCUGUUCGCAAACAAACCAAAAGUUACAUGAAGACUAAGAGUCGUCACAACAACAGUGAUAGCCAGUGGCCUCCAAGCACCACGACUUCUGGGACAGCCUUUUCCCCGGGAUCUGUCCUCCACGCGGAGCUGUCCCCCUAUUCCGGACCCCAGGACCUCGCCACACUGCUGGAGCAGAUCGGGUGUCUGAAGUACCUGCAGGUGUUUGAGGAGCAGGACGUGGACCUCCGCAUCUUCCUGACCCUCACAGAGAGCGACCUGAAGGAAAUCGGCAUCACGUUGUUUGGGCCCAAAAGGAAGAUGACCUCAGCCAUCGCACGCUGGCACAGUGGUGCCCGUCCCCCCAGUGAUGCACUGGAGCUGGCCUAUGCGGACCGGCUGGAGGCCGAGAUGCAGGAACUCGCCAUCCAGCUGCACAAACGCUGUGAGGAGGUGGAGGCCGUACGUGGCCAGGUGUCCCAGGAACAGGAGCUGCGGGCUGUGGUGGAGAGCUGCCUGCUGGAGCAGGAUGGAGCCCGCAAGGACGUGCACACCCAGUUGCAAGAGACUUGGGCCCUGGCCCAGGAUGCUGCCCUCAUCCUGGAGCAGCUCCGAGCCUGUCAGAUUGAGCUUUCGGCCCGCAUGAGGCAGGACCAGUCUCCCAGCACAGCUGCCUUGAGCCCAGCACCACUCCCAGCAGACUCCAAAAGCUGGUGUACAUCCGUGCAGGCCAUGAGCCUUCUGGAGCUAUCUGUAGUCCUGGAAGACAGAGUCCAUGAGAUGGGGCAAGCACUGUGCUUAGUGACCCAGAGCCUGGAGAAGCUGCAGGUGCUUAAUGGGAAGAAGUGGCGGGACCCCUAGCUAGGAGGAAUGAAUCCGACGUUGGGUGAUCGAUCCACCCUGAAGCUAUGUGCCAGGAAGA